AAUUAUUUUAUAUCAUUGUCGACUGUGUCUGGUAUAAAGUUAAAAUAGUUCGGAAAGUUGUCUAGAUCGGACGUGCAGUAGAAUCAUGAAGGGUUUCAUAUAUUUCCUUCUAGUAGCAGUGGUGUAUGGAGAAGUCGUAGAUAUAAAAAAAUGCGAGAACGUAUCGGAUGACAAGUGUACGAUCAACGAAAUUAGGAUUACUCCGUGUCCUAACAGCAGGACGACCUGUCGGGUUUACAAAGGAACUGAUGCCACCAUAGCUUUUGAUUUUGUACCUCAUUUCAACACCACCCAGUUAAAGAACAGGGUCCUCUGGGGUCAAGUGGCGUGGCCGGAACUGGAUGAGGACGCGUGUAAGGCUACCCCCUGCCCGACAGAGGCUGGCAAGCAGCAGACGUACUCCAACAACCUGCGCAUCGGGAAGAAACUGCCUUCUGGUUAUUUCACUUUUAGAUGGGAAGUGUUUGAUGCCAAUGACGAAGCAAACAUGUGCUGCUUAAAAGCAACCGUCCAAAUUAAGAAGAAGCUAUAGUUGCAAGAGUGUACCACUUUAGAUAUGGUGUGAAUAUAUAUUUGUUGUAAUACAA
Molecule: messenger RNA, 587 nt
Organism: Pectinophora gossypiella (pink bollworm)
Lineage: Eukaryota; Metazoa; Arthropoda; Insecta; Lepidoptera; Gelechiidae
Product: MD-2-related lipid-recognition protein-like
Exons: 4
Coding region: 86-532 (148 amino acids)
Biological process (GO): sterol transport
Molecular function (GO): sterol binding
Source: RefSeq, a predicted model, not a curated record